Messenger RNA from Selaginella moellendorffii, 1213 nucleotides. RefSeq lists its product as uncharacterized. Bases 181 to 1065 code for a protein of 294 amino acids. The transcript is spliced from 9 exons. Lineage: Eukaryota; Viridiplantae; Streptophyta; Lycopodiopsida; Selaginellales; Selaginellaceae. The record is from RefSeq and is a predicted model, not a curated record.
CCCUAAUUCCGGGGGAGAGAGGGAGAGAUUAGGGCUCGUGGGAUGCUGCAUCGCGCUCCAAUUUCCUAUUCCUCGAUGCCGCAUUCUGCCCCAAUGCGCCAUCUCCUCUGGUAAGAUCGUGAUUCUACCGUUUGCUCGAAUUCCCGGAAUUCCCCGCCAAGGGCAGGCGAUUCUUCCACGAUGAUGGGCGUGGAUUUUGAUCUGCCAAAGGAGGUGCUGUCGGUGCUGCCGACGGACCCCUUCGAGCAGCUGGAUUUGGCGAGGAGGAUUACAUCCAUGGCUAUCACAUUGAGAGUGGCCAAACUGGAGGCCGAUGAGAAGAAGCUCAUGCAAAAAGUGGCGGAGAGGGACAAAGUUAUCUACGAAUUGAAGGAGAGGCUCUCGGAGACCGAGCACAAUUUGCAGGAUGCUAUGGGUCGAUUGACAACGGCGUUGGAUGAACAGACCAAACUUACGAAUGAGAGAAACGUUCUUAUGAGCACAGUGAAGAAACUGAAUAGAGAUGUUGCAAAGCUGGAAGCAUUCAAGCGAACUUUGAUGCAGUCUCUACAAGAAGACGAGGACGGUGGUACGGAAUCUGGAAAUCGCGUCAAAGAUGCAGAUACGUCCGGUUCCGGCCAAGAUGAUAUCCAAGAUGCUCAAAGGAACCGCACACUCUCGCUCACUCCAACGCUUACGCCAAAGUUGUCUCCCAUAGGUUCUCCAAAGGAUCUAUCAGCAUCGGUAACACCUUUGCAAUUAUCGGCUCCAGGCUCGCCUCGUCGACUGUCGGCAAUUGAACCGAGAUUCGCAUCUCUUCCAGCGAGCCAUACUAUAACUGCACCAAGCUCGCCUCCUAUACCAGGUCGGACUCCCAAGGUGGAUGGGAAGGAAUUUUUCCGGCAAGCAAGGAAUCGUCUGUCCUACGAGCAAUUCAGUGCCUUCCUCGCCAAUAUCAAGGAACUCAACGCACAUCGCCAAACACGGGAGGAAACGCUGAGGAAAGCCGGAGACAUAUUUGGAGCUGACAACAAGGAUCUGUAUCUUGCGUUUGAAGGCCUUUUGAGUCGGCAUCUCCCGUCCUAGUGCCGCUGUUUUAUAAUUCAUAGAUCUGUGCAGCGUGGGUUUGAUUUGGUCAUUUAUUUAUUUAUUUUUUAAAAAAAGAGAGAAAAUUUGAGAAUUAAUUUAUUAAAUUCAUACGUUUUGUUUAAUCCAUUCUGGAACACUUCAGGUC